Molecule: messenger RNA, 582 nt
Organism: Paramecium tetraurelia
Lineage: Eukaryota; Ciliophora; Oligohymenophorea; Peniculida; Parameciidae
Exons: 2
Biological process (GO): protein deglycation, glyoxal removal; guanine deglycation, glyoxal removal
Cellular component (GO): nucleus; cytosol
Molecular function (GO): protein deglycase activity
Source: RefSeq, a predicted model, not a curated record
AUGUAAAAUUAGAAUAAGUAAGUGCUUGUUCCAGUUGGUGAUGGAUGCGAAGAAAUUGAAACUGUGGCUAUAAUCGAUAUAUUACGAAGAGCAAAUAUCGAUGUUACAUUUGCAUCGAUAAAGCCUGUUGAAGAUGAAAAAGCUCCUGUGAUAGUGGGUAGAUCUGGAAUAUCUUUUAUAUGUGAUACAUAUUUAACAGAGGCAGUUUUAAAAUAGCAAUUUGAUCUAAUAGCUCUUCCAGGGGGACUGUCAAAUGCGUAAUCUUUAGGAACACAUUAGCCUUUGUUGGAUCGAUUAAGAUAACAAUAGGAGGAAGGGAAAUGGAUAGCUGCCAUUUGUGCUUCUCCCUAGUUGGUUUUGGACAAGAAUGGUUUUAUGAUUAAUUCAACAGGAACCUGUCAUCCAGCUCAUGUUUAGGAUUAUAAAGGAUAAUUUUCAGAGGAUCGAGUUCAUGUCAGCAACAAGUUUAUUACAUCAAGAUCUCCAGGAACUGCCAUAGAAUUCGCAUUGGCUUUGGUUGAAUUAUUGGUAGACUAGCACACAGCUGUUUAAAUGGCAAAAUCGUUAUUAGUAAAGCGAUGA